AUGAAUAUCAUUGACUUGGGAGAGGAUAUCCUAUGCGAAGUAUGUACAUACCUUUCGUUGCCCGACAUCAUGGCAUUUUCACUCACUUGUGCCACCAUACACGAUUGGGUUUGCUCGAAUGAUGUAUUCCACAAGUUAUUUUUGAGGCGAUUUGGUCAUAUAACGCCACUCGACCCGAAAAAAUACAAAUGGAGCGAGUUACUCAAGAUAAGAAGCUCUAAAGAUUUGCAAUUUUAUACUUGGGGAAGUGGAACACUCGGCCGCUUGGGUUAUUCUCCUAGAGAUGUUUCCAACGAUAGAAGAGCCAGGCACUCGUUCGGCAUCCACACACCAACGAUUGUAUCCAACUUCAAGGAUAUCAUUAUAGAAAGCAUCCUGAGUGGCGGUUUUAGCUUUCAAUUGCUCAUUGACGGAGCCAUUUACUCCACAGGGAUGGGAUACAAUGAUGGAAGCGGUAGAAUGGCACGGCCGGGUCCACAAGAACCUGAUUACGCUCCUCACCUCGAUUUUCUGACAGAGCAAAUCGGUGUUCAUGUAGGUGUUGGCCUAAGACACCCGAUUAUGCUUGUUCCGCAACUGACUACCAGAGAAAACGAAGAUAAUUGGAAUGAACGAAUCAAGAAAAGCUCAUUUCUAACUCUCUUGAGGAUCCCGUCUGCUAAAAGUAGCUCUCAAAGAAAAAUACGAAGGAUUAGCAGUGGACGUAUGCACAUACUCGCCCUUGACAAUCAUGGCGUGCUUUAUUCCUGGGACAGUGGAAAUCACGAUCCGGAAUUAGCAGUACAAAUAAUUCUUCCCGAUAUUGACGGAUCAAUUCAAGAUAUAUCAGCUGGUUGGGACAUGUCUGCCUGUAAUGUUCGUGGCACAGGCUUACUAUACUGGCACUCGAGAGAGCCUGUUUCCAAAGAAAAAUGCGAGGAUAAAAGCUUUGAGAGCGCCGCAUUUUAUUCAAUAGUCCCACAACUGCAACUGGCCAUUAAUUUCACUUGUUUGAGUGAUACGAUCGUCUACAUAGCUCUGGAUGGACUCCUCUAUGCUUAUGAUGCUCCAGAGACACAUGAUCCACAGAGUAUUCCCAAACCUGUUUCUCUAUUUAACAGAUGGCUUAUGGAACACACAAAAAACUUAACUGAGCCACUGUUUACAAAAAUAAGUGGGUCUUUCAAAUCUUUUAGUGUCUUCACCUCCAACGGGCUGGUCCUCUUAGGAAAUAUAGAUGGUGAUUGCGAAAACUGGAUUCCAGAACUUCUUCCAGAAAUACAAAACACCGGAGUAAUUGACAUUGUCAAUGGCGACUACCACAAAUUGGCUUUGACGGACGAUGGUGAAUUGUGGAGUUGGGGAAUUGAACUGCAAAGAAACGGAUGUUUGGGCUUGGGAGAUCUUAGUUCCAGCACUGAUGACACAAUUAUCAAUGAGGGGCUCAAUGCUCGUGUAACAGUUCCUAAGAAAGUUCCAAAACCAUCGAAGGGUAGAUGGCUAGCAGUGACAGCUGGUGGUUGGCAUUCGGGUGGAUUAUUUAUAGCCGGAAUAUAG
Molecule: messenger RNA, 1536 nt
Organism: Australozyma saopauloensis
Lineage: Eukaryota; Fungi; Ascomycota; Pichiomycetes; Serinales; Metschnikowiaceae
Product: SCF ubiquitin ligase complex subunit
Exons: 1
Coding region: 1-1536 (511 amino acids)
Cellular component (GO): cytoplasm
Molecular function (GO): protein binding
Source: RefSeq, a predicted model, not a curated record